AGAACGCAUUAGACCCAUGGAGGAUACCAUAGCUCCGUGAUUAGACCUUGUACAAGCAAUAUAAACUAUCUGAUUAGUGGGUAGAAAGUUUUUUCAAUCACGCCCUGCUAUAUGCUUAUUGGCCGACUACAGAGAUUUAGGAAGUCUCUAUAAACACCAUGAAAAAAUGAUUUCUGACCAGAUCAGAGCGGAUUGUUGAUUCAGAAAGACUGGGAUACCCGAGUUGAAAUUAGUUUUACUGCAGUGCCUUGCAGAACUUGCUUCUCGCUGGGAUAUCGUAUUCGUUUAAAUGAUUUAAAGAAGAGAAGAAAUAUUAGCCUCAGUCUUAGUAAUCAAAUUACUUUGAUUUCAUCAAAUUAUGCGACUGAUCGUUUUUAUUGAAAGAUACUCAACUCGACAAAGGCCUACAUCAAACUUCGAGAUGUAUUUCAUGUUGGGUUGAAUCCUAAUACAAAGUUUACCUCCAUUGAUCUAUCUGCGUGGAAAUUGGCUGUUAUUUAUUGCACAUAUCUCGCGAAUCAUUUUCUAAGAACACUCUGUUGAUUGAGGACCGUCAGAGAGUUUAUUUUUAUCAUCGAAUGUUCUUUCGCGAUGUUUAGACAUCACCUCCGCAGUUACAUGGGUGAGCGAGAUUAAUUCCAACCGGACAUCUCUAUUUCGACCAUUUCGACUCCAUAUAUAUCAAGACCCGGACGAACGUCAUAUUCGGCGUUCAAUCUCUGACCUGUCAUUGACGGCUGUCAGAUUCAUUCCGCUCGGCACCUAUACCUGAUUUUUAGGAGAGCAACGCGUUCACCCAAAACAAGCAAAACGCGUUCACGUUUAUAAGGCGAUGCUCGCAGAAACGACCUCGGUUCGCAGGAGAGAGAAACCGCCACAGUUCACAGUCGACCGCCGAGCCAUGAUCAUCGAACGCACCAUGCAGCAGCCCCCGCCGCCAGAGUACGCGACCUUCGUCGAGAUGAAACACAUGGCGGGAAAAGUGGCUGUUCUCCGGGAGAAAACCUGGGAGCUCUACACCAAACAGAUGACCUUGGAGAAGAGUUUCACCACCACGGGAGAUGGUUUCUCGCAGCUGAAGUCCCGAGUGAGUAGCUGCCACUCGGUGAGCGUCAAGCUUAAGAAAGAGAAUUGUGGGAUCGAACGUGAGGUGGGUGAACUACGCGGAGGGAUGAGAAGUUUGGCAAAGAGAGCCGACACCCUCAACAAACGCCUGGAUGAAAUCGAUCAACUUAUCCUGAUCAGGAAGUCAAGGAAUGGCGAAGAUUUCAAGAGAUUUGGACGGAUUUUCCCGCCAACUGGACAGCGCCUGUCACUGAGGAGGAAAGUUGGCUCAUUUUUAGCGACAUAGACAAGAAGAACUUUAGAAAGGACUUUCGUCAUCAAGACUACAUCUUGGUAAUUUAUAUCGUUGAGACAAAUAGGAUUGUGGUGUGCAGACAUUCAAAUUUGAAACGACCAGUGAUCUUAUUCAAGGUAGGCUGGAAGAAAAGUACACAAUCAUUUAGACGGAUGUUCGAUUAUCUGUUGGCCAGAAUCGACUGACUGGACACGCUUGAUGCUGUUUCUAUGGCAACACGUCAGUUUUAAUCUCGCACCAUCAAAGAGUUUUCGACCAGAAUCUGUUUAAUAAGUGAGCAGAGCAUUUUCCGGCAAGAAAAGGAGGUCCACAGCUUUUUGUUCUUCGAAAGUUAUAUAUUCUUAUUUUGUACAAUCUAAAGAAUAUUGUGGUGAUGGUUACUUAUUGAUAACUAUUCAAUUGUAUAAUAGACAAUAAUUUUGCAUGCAAUUAAUACUUACAUCACAAAAAGUCUUUCGAUAUGUGGUUUGGGCAUUGACCUAUCGAGAAUUUCAAAGAUAAAGAGCAACACUCUUCUUUGUAAUUUGUUUGAUUGUAUAUAAUUAUGACAAGAAUCACUUAACAAUAUUUUAUAAUUAUUUGAAGUUGUCGCGAUGUAAUCGCAAUAAGAGUGUUUUGAAAUUGAUUUAAAUAUGCUGAAAUGAACCUUUGAAAAUAAAGUGAAGAACGCCCUCCAAAGUAACCAUAGUAACAUAACGUUGGCACACGAUUGGAAUUGAUAGUUGAUUUUAUGAUUCACCUUUGGUCUUAAGUGUAGUUUAAACCUCGUUGAUUUUUCAAGACAUCAAAAAACGUGAUACAGGAUUUCUUUGCGUGCAUUUAGGUUAAUGUUAAACCUCGAUUUGUUAAAAAGAACAAUAAUUACGAUUACACCACGUUGUAUUAUCCGCAGUAAUUUAUCAGGGCAAUAUCUCCCUCCCUGUUUAAGAAUGAGACAGAAAGUCCGCAUCAAGAUUUCUUUUUUACAACAAAGGUAAAAAUGUAACUAGGAAAACAUUACUCUACAGUUAAGUUCCGUUUGGUCAAGCCAUUCGAAUUUGUUUUACAUUGAUUGAUAUUCAUUCAGUUCAUGAUGUCAUUUAGGUCAUAUUUAAAAGAACAUAAAAAAUGUCAAAUCUAUCUAACACAAUGUAGAAGAAUUCAUGAUAACUUUAUCUAAGUUGUUUGUAACGUACGUGAUAUAGGUUCUUUCAAGGUCGACGAUCUCUGGGCCCUACGGGUUCGAUCUAGGGGUGCCUAUGACGUCAUGGAGUUGCCAGGCAAAAAUUUUCUCGAGUAAAAUCAACUUCACACAAGAGUUGAACCGAACGUCUCUUCUCCUCUUCAGGAAAAUAAAUCGAAUCAAUUGAAAAGAGGAAAUUGUGUUACGGAUUACGACUACAAAUAGCUGCGCCGUGUUGAAAAGUGGUUUAUAGUUUGCAUGUACAGAGGUGAUAAAGUCAGAUUAGCCUGUUUUAAUCCUGUGGAUCUGAAUAAAAUACUCUGAAAUAUAAUAUGGAGCUGCUGGGUAUUGAUAAAAUUUCUGUUAAUUACCACCUUGCUCAGAAAAUUGUUUAAGAGCUGUUCAUAGUACGACAUUAUUGACAUGAUUGAUAGAGGUUUUUCUGAAACCCUUUCCGCAUGGAGUGACUUGUACGUAAAGAAGCAUUGACAUUAAAUAUUAGUUAUUCCUUAGUUUGUUUGUCUCAUGAAAUAAUGUGCUUGGAUUCCAUGGAAAUAUGAUAGUUUACUACUCUCUCUGUCGAAAAUUAUGUUGUUAUUUUUUUUAAAUCAUCGUAUAGCUAAUUAGCUGUCUGUAUGCCUAUACAUUAUUUUGUUUCUACCCGUAUUCUAUUGUAUUUUGUAAAGUGCACAGGUGUAUUUAGCGAUUAUGUCUGUUUAAUUUUAAUUUGUAAACUCUUCAACAGACGUGCCAAAAUUCAAACUGAAAUUCUAUGUAUGCACUAAUAUAGAAUGCACAUUAUAGCAAAUGACGUCGAAUUCGUACUGAGCUAUAUAAAAAGGGAAGGGGUAUUGCGACUAACUAUAGGUAAAAGAGUGAUUUUGACAGCAACGAAACUUCGUCAAAACUCUUGUGCCUGUUACAGUGAGUAAUUUUUGUGGCAUUGUUGCCAUGGUUUCCUAAUGAUCUGUCAUUAGCAGUUGUAUUCUAUUCCUGUCUUUGUUCUAACCUGACAUCUUCUUGUUGGAUUUAAUCUUGUCCAGGUUAAAACUUAGUAAGAUAUUUGUCACUUGAUAUAAAGUUUUGUGUCUGUUCUUAUUGAAAUUGAAUAAAAUUUGUUUAGUGUUUCUGUUUCGAACAGGAUGGUCCAAGCUAGGUAUGAAAAUGUGAAACACAUGUUCUUUCCUUAUGUUCAAUUAUUCUUCCGACAUUUUUUAGGAAUCUAGGGGCUAAAAGGAAAUGUGGUUAUGCUGAUUUUAAUCAACCAAUCCCCAGAGGUCCUUGCUAUUCUCCCCUCCCUGGGCAAAUGUUUUUAUUAUUUUAAUGACAGAUUCCUGUUUCUUCAUCUUCUCUUUGUCUGUAUCUUUUUAAGUAUCAUUUUUUUGGGUGUGGUUCUCUUGCCAUAAUGAGAGUGUUUCUUCCACGCAUUUCCAGUUUCAGUUUCAGGUUUGUAUUUUUUAAAACUUUAUUAUUGAUCAGAUUAUCCAAUUUAUGAAUACUUGAAUACGACUGUGUAUAAUACGAUAGUGAGUAUAUCAUAAAAUUGUAAAAAUAAGAAAAAAUCAUAAUGCAUUAUAUCAAAAUGGUUUGUUUCAAAGACGAUAUCAAAAUGGGGUCCGUGUAACUUGAGACGCAAAUUAGUUUAAAAAUUAAGGGAAGAUGUCCGAGUCCAUGACAAACAAUAAAAAAGAUUUAUAUGAAAUUUAAUAUUAAUUAUACCGUACAUCUUUAUUUUUCGUGUUUCCAGAGUUUGUAGAGAUACGAAUUCUUAUAGGGAUAAACGGUACCAUCUACCACUUCACGCUCUUGCACUCGGCUAGGAAUAUAAUAUUACCUUUUUUCUGACAGUUGCGUUCCCGAUCUUUUUACGCAACCGGAAAAUGAAAUCAUAAUCUUAAUGACUGGGUUGAAGUACGAAGUAGGGCACAUCUAAAAUUAGGUCAACACUUUUCACUUGGCAAGCAUCGAUCUGGAAUUAAAUGAAAUACGGUGACGAGGCUGAAAUACUCUGAUAGUAUGAAAUACGAUGGUUUAUAAUGAUUAUGAGAUAAUACACCACCGGAUCCAGAUGCUAUAUUAGGCGUAUUAAUAGUAGAAAUAUCGAGAGGGCAUUUUACAGGAAAUAAUAUAUUUAAACAUUUAAUUUAAAUGAUGAAGUACUAAAUGUCUUGUGGUCAUUAUGUUGCACGCUUUUCUGACUGAACCGAAAUUCUUUUUGACAAAAUGGUGCAAUCGUAUAUGUGAAGAAUAUACAUGAUGAUGAGGAAAAUGCUUGUAUAUAGUGUGCAAUUGAAAUAAAAUAUGAUAUUGUAGAGU
Molecule: messenger RNA, 4838 nt
Organism: Lytechinus pictus (painted urchin)
Lineage: Eukaryota; Metazoa; Echinodermata; Echinoidea; Temnopleuroida; Toxopneustidae
Exons: 2
Coding region: 833-1351 (172 amino acids)
Source: RefSeq, a predicted model, not a curated record